ACAUCAGACGCUCUCAAGAACCUAAUUAUCCAAAUCAGUGGUUUUGUCAGGAUGUCUUACGGUGGAUCAGGUUCGGUGCCGCGUGGUGAAUUCAGCGUUCACUUUGCCAGCAGACGAGGAGAAGGAUACGUCAGAGCAGAAGAGGCGGUGGGCAUCGCUUUAUUAGCUGUAAUCCUCACAGCUCUGCUCAUUCUGGGCUGCUGGUAUUACCGCAAACGCAGCGGGUACAAAACGAUCCGGAACGGCCGUGGUGGCGGACAGACCUGGAGAGAGAUGAUGCCAUCGGGUCAGUAUGGUGAACCUGGUUCAGGAGAGGAAAACAAAGUGGCCUGGAAUGAACUUACCAACCUCCAACCAGCGGUAAAAACCUCAUAUGUGUGUCUGUAUUACACCAUGUGUAUGGAGAAUACGUACAUUAUUAUAAUACUGAACAAACUUUGAGUGAUGCUGCCAGUGUAAAACUUUUUUAAUGUAAGAACAAUGUAGGAUUUUUUCACCUGUUUAUUCAUCCACCAGGUUCAAAUGUUAAGUCUUAUCUCUUAGUAAAGUAACAACUGAAACUAGUCCAAGUCGACUAGUUGAAAAGUGUAUAUAAGUGUAUAUAUAUAUAUGGAUUACACAAGUGAAAUACAGUAUCACUGGAAAGGAAAUCUGGCGUGAUUUGGCACUUCAUAUAUAGUGAUAAGAAGUCAGAAUUGUUCUUGUAACACUCAUUUCUCUUGUUGCACAAAGAACAAAUCUCCAAGUCUUUCCCUCCGUCUCAAUUGACUUCAAAGAAUAAGAGUAAGCAAGCUGUUAGGACCCAAAACAAAAGAGGGGAUAAAGGAGACAUGUGACCCACUGCAGGCAGAACAACCUUUAGAUUGUGCCAUUAACCAGGGUCGUUUCUAGGCAUAAGCGAAUUAGGCGGUCGCCUAGGGCGCAACCUUCCGGGGGGGGUUGGGCGCCAUAGAGGAGGUUGCUGCAACGCACCAGCAAUAGGGAUCUCGCCUAGGGCGCCAGAAUGGUCUGAAACGACCCUGUCAUUAACCAUAGUGUGUGUGGAUCACAAUGGGUGGAAUUUGUUGCAGUGCUGGUACACCAUAUGGUAUAUUCACUAAAAGGGACAGUUCACCCAAAAGUGAAAACACUUUGAUCAUUU
This is a messenger RNA of Myxocyprinus asiaticus (Chinese sucker), 1141 nucleotides long. RefSeq names its product melan-A (gene mlana). NCBI's taxonomy places the organism in Eukaryota, Metazoa, Chordata, Actinopteri, Cypriniformes, Catostomidae. The record is from RefSeq and is a predicted model, not a curated record. Bases 52 to 441 code for a protein of 129 amino acids. The transcript is spliced from 4 exons. Gene Ontology annotation, cellular component: melanosome.